AUGCGAAAGGAACAAUGGGCUAGCUUAGUAGCUGUGUUAAACAGACGUCUUAGAACAAACUACACUGAUUCGUCCGUAAUAAUAAGAUUUAAAAAUAUGAAGGCUGAUUUUAGAACACUAUAUCAACUAACAAACCGUAGCGGAUGGGCUUGGGAUGAGGAAUUACACAUCCCUGUAGCUACCGACGAGUUGUGGGAUGAAAUUCAACAGGUUAACCCAAAGGUAGCUCGAUUUAAAAGGCACUCCUUCCAUCAGUAUGAAAUAUUUGAGAAGAUUUGUGCCGAGAACAUUGCAGUGGGAAGUGAUGCGAGAUGUAGUAAGAUGUCUGAGCCAGUGGUUAACUUAAACAGUGAGGAAGAUGCUCCACACUUUGAGGAUGAUUUCCUAACAGCUAACGGUGUCUGCUAUGACAUGAACGGAACGCUACCGAACGACCAACCUCAAACUGUCGACAUAGAUCCAAGUGUGGAAAUGGACCCAAGUCCAACGAUACGUACAAAAAAAUCUAGCGAGAAGCCAACCAAAGCUGCUAAAUGUUUGAAAAGGAAUAAUGGUUGCAAAAUCUAA
Messenger RNA from Dendrobium catenatum, 567 nucleotides. RefSeq lists its product as uncharacterized. Bases 1 to 567 code for a protein of 188 amino acids. The transcript is spliced from 2 exons. The record is from RefSeq and is a predicted model, not a curated record. NCBI's taxonomy places the organism in Eukaryota, Viridiplantae, Streptophyta, Magnoliopsida, Asparagales, Orchidaceae.